CCCCGGCCCUUUCCUGUUCCGGGCGGGCGCAGCGCGGCAGCGGGAGAGGCGCGGGGCCGGGGCCGGGCCGGGGCUCGCUGGGCGCUGUUUCAGCCCUGCUUCAGCCCUGCUCUUCCCUCCGCAGGCUCGGCGGCAGCAUGUGGCGGCGACCGGCGUGGCAGGUGCUGCGCCAGUUUGUAAGACAUGACUCUGAUACGGUUAACUCAUUGGUACUUGAAAGAUCCAUGAAUCGUGUUCAGCUGCUUGGUCGGGUUGGACAGGACCCUAUCAUGAGGCAAGUGGAAGGAAAAAAUCCUGUUACCAUAUUUUCCCUUGCAACCAAUGAGAUGUGGCGGACAGGAGAUAGUGAAGUAAACCAGGGAGGUGAUAUCAGUCAGAAGACGACAUGGCACAGAAUCUCUGUCUUCAGACCUGGCCUCAGGGAUGUCACCUAUCAGUAUGUGAGGAAGGGCUCUCGAAUAUUUGUUGAAGGGAAGAUAGAUUAUGGUGAAUAUACAGAUAAGAACAAUGUGAGGCGACAGGCCACAACAAUUAUAGCAGAUAAUGUGAUUUUUCUGAGUGAUGGCUCAGUGAGAGAAAAGGUGUGAUGUCCUUAGUGCUUGGAUCCAGGCCAUUUCAUUCCUUUGGUUUUUUCAGUGCUUCAUAAUUCUGUAGCACAUAUAUUGCUGUAGUUCCUUUAAGAAAUAAAUAAAAUGUUUGUUACCUAGA
Passer montanus (Eurasian tree sparrow) is the source of this 708-nucleotide messenger RNA. RefSeq names its product single stranded DNA binding protein 1 (gene SSBP1). The transcript has 6 exons. Lineage: Eukaryota; Metazoa; Chordata; Aves; Passeriformes; Passeridae. Gene Ontology annotation, biological process: mitochondrial DNA replication; positive regulation of helicase activity. The record is from RefSeq and is a predicted model, not a curated record. The coding region runs from base 138 to 587 and encodes 149 amino acids. Gene Ontology annotation, molecular function: single-stranded DNA binding. Gene Ontology annotation, cellular component: mitochondrial nucleoid.